Molecule: messenger RNA, 1878 nt
Organism: Saccostrea echinata
Lineage: Eukaryota; Metazoa; Mollusca; Bivalvia; Ostreida; Ostreidae
Product: heat shock 70 kDa protein 12A-like
Exons: 4
Coding region: 1-1770 (589 amino acids)
Molecular function (GO): ATP binding; ATP-dependent protein folding chaperone
Source: RefSeq, a predicted model, not a curated record
AUGUCAAGAGAAGAUAGCAAUCACCAGUUUGUGGUCGCCAUUGACUUUGGAACCACCUACUCAGGCUAUGCCUUCUCAACUAGAGGGGACUUCACUGAGGACCCUAUUGAAAAAAUCGUAACCAACGUAUGGCAAGCAGGGGAUUUAUUGUCAGACAAAACACCAACUACUCUCUUGUUGAAGCACAUUGAACCGGACAGUCGCCAAGAGUUUGUAGCGUUUGGAUAUGAAGCAGAAGACAUUUACAGUCGUCUGCCCGAGGAAGAAAAAGAUGGCUACUUCUAUUUCAGACGAUUCAAAAUGGCUCUUUAUGAUGAAGAUAGAACCGUGGCUCUUACAAGAAAUACUAAGAUAAAAGAUAUCAGGAACAAAGAGUUGUUAGCCUUGCAUGUUUUCUCCCAUUCCAUCGAGUUCCUUAAGAAGAACUGUUUUGAUAAAUUUAAGAAGAGGAGCUUACAGAACGAAGUAGAUGUCGAUAAGGAAAUCUUGUGGGUUUUGACCGUUCCGGCCAUCUGGGAUGACGCUGCUAAACAGUUCAUGAGAUUAGCAGCCACUCAGGCUGGGUUACCUGGUGAUAGACUCAUGAUUUGCCUGGAGCCGGAAGCAGCGUCUGUUUACUGUAAAUACCUUCCUCUUGAAAGACUGGAGCAAGACGCAACCUUACACGCACUUCAACCAGGCAGGAGAUUUGUUGUGGUAGAUGCUGGAGGAGGAACCAUAGAUAUGGCUGUCCAAGAAGUAACAGAUGACAAUAAACUACAAGAGAUUGACCAUGUGCAGGGCGGCAACUGGGGCGGAAUUUAUGUUGACAAAGAAUUCGAGAAAGUGAUUGAAGACAUCGUUAGUGAACCAAUUCUGGAGGCCUAUCGCUUAAACCACACUAGUGAUUAUAUAGAACUGUUAAGAUUUUUUGAAAAGAAGAAAAGACAAACGCAAAACAGUACUGUGCGUUUGUCUGUCCCAGCAUCAUUACUAACAUAUGUACAGGACAAUUUGAACAAAACUAUCAGCCAAACUACCGAGAAGUCCGAAGAAAAUAGAGAUAUUAAAUGGAGGCGAGAAAAAAUGCAAAUGCCUCCGUCAAAUUACCAGAGGUUGUUUGAUAAUGUCAUCAUGCAAAUAGCACAACAAGUAGAAAAGAUAAUGAAUUCAGAAUGUAACAGGGGUACCGAUCUUAUUUUAAUGGUCGGUGGUUUCUCUGAAUGCGAUUUGUUACAAAGGAGGAUAAAGGAAAGUUUUCCUCGAUGCAAAGUUGUGACACCAUCCGAAGCAGGUUUAUCUGUUCUGAAAGGGGCUGUUUUGUAUGGACAUGAUCCAACCAUUAUCAAAGGCAGAGCCGCUAAAUACACGUAUGGAGUGGCGAUAAACCGACCUUUUGAUGCCAAAAUCCAUCCAAAGUCCAAGAAAGAACUUAUUCAUGGGAAAUUGUACUGCAAAGAUGUCUUUGACCUGCACGUUAAAAGAGGCAAGAUAAUCAGCAUUCAUCAACCACCAGUUAAAAAGUCGUACGUUCCACUUUAUCCCGAGCAGUCUUCUGCAGCUAUUAGGGUAUAUGCCUCAAAGGGAAGUGUUCCUCAAUAUACAGACGAAGAAAACUGCAAAUAUCUUGGUGUGCUGACUGUCAAUAUGCCAAACGUUGAGAAGGGACUGGAUCGAAAAGUCAGUGCACUGUUAAGAUUUGGAGGUACAGAACUAACCGUGGAAGGAAUAGAUGAAACAUCUGGGGAGAAAGUAGAGUUACAAUUGGACUUCCUUGCUGGAGGACCUUAAAAAUUAUACACAUGUACUGAAAAAGUUAUGUCUUGAUUGAUAUUCUAUAUUAUUUUACAAGAAUUUUUUGCCAUAUUUUCAAUUUAGCAGAGCUUAUUGAAAAUAUUU